Messenger RNA from Salarias fasciatus (jewelled blenny), 5334 nucleotides. RefSeq names its product TBC1 domain family, member 2 (gene tbc1d2). Lineage: Eukaryota; Metazoa; Chordata; Actinopteri; Blenniiformes; Blenniidae. Gene Ontology annotation, molecular function: small GTPase binding; GTPase activator activity. Gene Ontology annotation, biological process: regulation of GTPase activity. The transcript is spliced from 17 exons. The coding region runs from base 33 to 4868 and encodes 1611 amino acids. The record is from RefSeq and is a predicted model, not a curated record.
AGGGGGCGGACGCACCGACAGAGAAGGAGAAGAUGGAGGAAAAGCAGAAGUUAUCACCACAAGAAAAUAAAAAGUUGGACAAGAGGGAAGUUUCUUUUGUAUUUGUAGAAUUGGACAGCUGUCAGUCAAACCCCGUCACGCCCGUCCGAGUGCCACCGGGCCACGCCCCCUCCAGGAUAGAUGGAAGAGGCCCAGCAGGAAAUCCCAACGCUGCUUUGUCUCAGUCACAUCCUGCCCGCCCUGACCAACAGAGGCCACAACCAGUCGGCCAGAUAUCACAGUCUGAGAGUGUGGACCAACAGAGCAGUCAGGACGUCCAUCUGUCCAAGUUCUGUACUCACCAGAGAUCAGCAGAAAAGGACCAAAAAGGUCAGAGGCCAGCAGGAAAAGACCAAAGACCAUUGGAGGAGGAUCAAAGUCCGGCAGAAGACAGAAUACCAUUGGGAAAAGACCAGAAAAAUCAGAAUCUAGCAGAGAAGGACCAAAGGACAUCAAUUGAAGACCAGACUACAGCAAAGAAGGACCACAGACCAUUAAGGAAAGACCAGAAACCAACAAAAAAGCAACGAAAAGACCAAGGUUCAGCAGACAAUGACCAGAGAUCAGUGAAAAAACACCACAGAUCAUCUGAAACGGACCAGACAAAAAAAGACCAGAGACCAGCAAAAAAAGACCAGAUUCCAGUCAAGAAAAAGCAGGUUCCAGCAAAGGUGGACGACAGCCCACUGAAAAAGAAUCAGACAAUAGAGAAAGACAAGAAAGACCACAGUCCGCAAGAGAAAGAUCACAGUGCACCAGACGAAGACCACAGUCCACCAGAGAAGGACAAGAAAGACCACAGUCCACCAGUGAAGGACAAGAAAGACCACAGUCCACCAGAGAAAGAUCACAGUCCACCCAACGGAGGCAAGAAAGACUACACUCCACAAGACAAAGAUCACAGUCCACCAGAGAAAGAUCACAGUGCACCAGACAAAGACCACAGUCCACCAGAGGACAAGAAAGACUACACUCCACAAGACAAAGAUCACAGUCCACCAGAGAAAGAUCACAGUCCACCAGACGAGGAUCACAGUCCAUCAGAGAAGGACAAGAAAGACUAUAGUCCACCAGACGAAGGCAAGAAAGACUACACUCCACAAGACAAACAUCACAGUCCACCAGUGGAUGACCACAGUUCACCACAGAAAGACAAGAAAGACCGAAGUCCAAAAGAGAAAGACCAUAAUCCAUCAGAUAAAGACCACAGUGUAACAGAGAAAGAAGCGAAAUAUCACAGUCCAGCUAAGAACGAAGUGAAAGACCACCAUCCAGCUAAGAAAGAUCAUAAACAAGCAGAGAACGACCGGAGUCCAUCAGAAAAGAACCGCAGCCCAGCAACGAAAGACCAGAGACCAGUGGAGAAACAGCAAAAACCAUCAGAACAAGAUAAGAAUUCAGAAGAAGAAAUUAAUGACUCAUUUGAGAAGCACCACAAACACCAAACCCCAGAAGAGAAGGACUACAAACAUCAGUCACCAACAGAGGACCAAAAGGACCAAAGUGCAGCAGAGACUCGACUGAUGAAAAACGAGCUGGAUGGCCAAAGUAUUUCUGAACAUAGAAAGUACCAGAAUGCUUUAACAGAAGAUUCGACUUGCUCAAAAGCUGAACAACCAGGACCAGAAGAUCCCCCUCCAUUUAAACUAGAGAAAACACCACUAGAUCCUUGUCCUUCACAGCAACAGAAACUGGAAAGUUCUUCUCCCACCAAAACACCUCAACCCAAAGGGCAACCAAAUCUACUUACACCUAGUCUUCUUUCUACAGACCUGAACAAACGCGAAGCAUUUCAUCAACCAAAACAGGAACCAGGUCAGCAACCAGGACAAGGAAUAGAUCCAGACACAAAACCAGAACUAGAACGGAAAAAAUCAGACCAAACGCUUGAUCAGCAAUCACAUGAAGAACUAGAAUACCAAGCAGAAGAGCAAACAGAACUUUCUCAGAUUCAAAACCAAAAGAAACCUCCAAUCAAAGAACAAAGUGUUGAGAAGUCGCCUCUUCCUGACUUGAACACUGAGCAGACUCUUCCUGAUAAAGUCCAGCAGAGCAACCUGGCUCCUCCAACCAAGGACUCAGACGUGGUUCCAGCUCUAGCCCUCAACAUUGAGCUCUUCAGGGACCAGGUCGAGCCUCACCCUGCAGUUUCUUCACCAAGUGAGCCCAAACUGUGUGGCUUCCUGCAGAAGCAGGGGGGACCGCUGAAGGCCUGGAAGCAGCGCUGGUUCACCUAUGAGGAGAAGAAGAACCAGUUGUUCUACUACCGAACACCACAGGAUGUGAUGCCGCUAGGCCAGGUGGAGCUCAAAGGUGCCACCUUCACGUACCCCCUGAAAGCCGAGAAAGGCACCUUUCACAUCAAGACACCUGAACGCACCUUCAUACUAAAGGCCAUGAGCCAGGAGCUGAUGCUCUACUGGCUGCAGCAGCUGCAGAUCAAGCGGUGGCAUCACAGACAGAACCAGUCCUGCACAGACCCGACGAGCAACAGCAGCAGCACAAACAACAACAGCACUGCUGUGUGCGCAGACGACUUCCUGCCUGCGUUGAAGAGCCCAAUAGGUUUGGUCGGAGAGGAGGCGGCUAACACUCUCACACUGCGGACGCCACUCACCAACGUGUCCAUCAAGCAUCCGCUCAUCGAGCUACAAAAUUCAGUGCACUCUCUGAGGAAGAGGUCAUCUCAGGAGUUAAGUCAGAGCAUGUUUUAUGUCGAUGCUCCACCCAGAGUCGAACCGGGCACCACCGAGGCCGCCAAUGCUGCUGUGCCAUCACUGCCCAGUGCCCCCUCAGAGCCUCCAACUCCGACCUCUGUGGCUCCGCUAGCUGAUCCGGCAGGUCAGUUAUCUCCACUUGAAGGCAGGGAGUCAUCAUCGCUCUUCGACAGCUACCGCAGGAAGAUGAAGACUUCAAGUAUGCCCACCAUGUCGAUGCGACGCAAAGACUCGGAACGCACGACUCGUCUGCUGCAAGAAAACCAGAUGCUGAUGGAGGAGGUCAAAGCUCAGAAGGAGCUGGUGUGGAUCCUCCACAAGGCGCUGGAGGCGUCUCAGCUGGAGAAGCGGACCUGUGCAGAGUUCUUGUCGGUGGACGGGGAGCAGGAGCGUCUGGAGCUGCUCCGUCACCGCGAGCGUCAGGCCGCUGACCUGCGGGGCAAACUGGAGGAGGCGGAGGCCACGGUAGAGGCGGCAAAGAAGAGUGCAGUGAGUCGGGAAGCACAGGUGUCGGAGCUGCAAAAGAACAUCCGGAUGCUGACAGAGAAGAACAAUGCCAAGCAGGAGGUCAUCAUCAAGCUGUCUGACCAGAUGACCUCCUACCUGUCCAAGCCGCAGAGGUCCUGCUCACCCAGCUGCAGGGACGCUCAGGAAUCUGUACCCCUCAAACAGCUGCAGCAGGAGGUGGAGAACCUCAAGGAUGAUAUUGAAGCAUACAAGAUCCAGAAUAAGUUCUUGAACUCAGAGAUCUACCAGUUGACCAAACUGUGGAGGACCAGCUCACAGCAGGAGAAGAACCUGAUGGUGAAGUGUGCCCACCUGGAAGCGAUAAACUGUCAGGUGGAGAGCCGUUACCUGGGCGUUCUGCGCCAACUGCAGGAAACCAAAUCUCUGGAUCCGGUCCAGCGGGAGGCCGUCCAGAAGAUGAUCGAGGACGCUCUAAAAAGCCAAAUGACGAGCGUCUUGAAACUCAACCCGAACAGGGACUACGAUGAGUACGGCUUCAAGAUUGUCCCGGACUAUGAGGUGGAGGACAUGAAGCUACUGGCAAAGAUCCAGGCACUGGAGAUCCGGUCCCACAACCUGCUGCACCAGGAGGCUGUGGAGCGACCCCUGUUGAGCCGCUGGGCUCAGUAUCUUGCCGGCAGGUCGGACCAGGACCUCUGUCCCUCCCUGGAGCUCAAAGUUCUGGUGCGUGGGGGCAUCCCCCCUGAGUACCGACCCAGAGUGUGGCGCUGGAUUGUCCAAGCCAGAACCAAAACCAUUCAAGACCACCAUCCACAGCACUACCAGCAGCUGUGCGAGAAGAGUCGGACUUCUCCCCAUCCAGCCUCCAGGCAGAUUCAGCUGGACCUCCACCGCACACUGACAACCAAUCAGAACUUCUCCCCUUCCAGCCCCGCCCUCCAGCAGCUCCGACGUAUCUUACUGGCCUUCUCCUGGCACAACCCAGCCAUCGGUUACUGUCAAGGACUCAACAGACUGGCGGCCAUGGCUCUGUUGGUCCUCCAGAAUGAAGAGGAUGCCUUCUGGUGUCUUGUGGCUGUUGUCGAGUCCAUCAUGCCCCUGGACUACUACACCAAGAGCUUAGUGGCCUCUCAGGCGGACCAGAGGGUUCUGAAGGACUUCAUGAUAGAGAAACUCCCCCGCCUGGCGGCUCACUUUGAGGAGAAGAACAUUGACGUCUCACUGGUCACCUUCAACUGGUUCCUGGUGGUUUUCGUGGAGAGUCUACCCAGUGAUAUCCUGCUGCCACUGUGGGACGCCUUCCUGUACGAGGGCACCAAGGUGAUGUUCAGGUAUGCUCUGGCUCUGUUCAAAUACAAAGAGGAGGACAUCUUGAAGAUCAGUGAGAGUGUGGAGAUCUAUCAGUAUCUGCGCUUCUUCACCAAGACCAUCUCCGACAGCAGGAAGCUGACCAACAUCGCCUUCAACGACAUGAACCCGUUCCCCCUGCGCCUGCUCAGGAACCGCCGGGCGCUUCACCUGGACCGCCUGCAGGGGGAGCUGCACGAGCUGGAGGAGCAGCAGAAGGCCUUCCUCACAGAAAGCGCAGAGCACAAAGACAAGGACGUCGACAUGGCAGCCAGCGAGGACGAUGACGACCUCUGACCCCCAAAACCUUGACUUUUCACCAACAACUGUAACUCCACACUACAUUUCCGACUCAUGACCCUAAGCCAUGACCUCCAACCUCUAACUGAGUUAGUUGUUUGAACACUCAUAAAUUGUAAACCUAAGUCACUUUAUGUUUGGAAAAUCUAAAGUCGGGUCACUGUGGCUGUGGACCAUGAUGCAUUGGGCUCUCACUGUUGGAGAAAAGAGGUCAGUUAAAGCACAAAACAUCUGGAACAUCUUUGUGGGAGGGAGCUGGAGACGAGAGCGGCGGGUCGCUUCAUGGAGAGCGGUGAAUUUUACGGGCACUUCUGAGGAAGAGGAAGAGUGGUGAGUUUCAUGGAACGCAGCAAGAGCUUAGUGGAAACUGGAAAAAAAAAAAUGGACAUGCUUGAGUUAAUUUCUCAGACUGUUUCGCACAACAGGCUUGAUUUCAAUCUCAAAGUGCAUUCUGGGCGACGGA